Molecule: messenger RNA, 2066 nt
Organism: Hermetia illucens (black soldier fly)
Lineage: Eukaryota; Metazoa; Arthropoda; Insecta; Diptera; Stratiomyidae
Exons: 2
Coding region: 273-821 (182 amino acids)
Source: RefSeq, a predicted model, not a curated record
UCGCUGAAAAGACAUCGGAACGAGCCCGAACGCAAAGUGUGUUCAAUCUGUGGCUGGUACUGUCAUUUUCCUCCCUCGACCUGUAAUUUUCUAGUUAGGAUUUUCAAUUUGUAAAAAGAAAAAGUUUAGUAUUAGUGAUAAUUGGAUGGGGGAAUCCCCCAAAUGCCUGUAGAAUUCCACGUAAAAAAUAGUGAAAGGAUGAUGAAAAGUGCUGAGUGCAUCAGGUGGUGGUGGUGGCGGGCAGUGUAGGGGUUAAGUGAGUGUCGCGAACAAUGGAGAUGGAUGUAGAUCUGACUCGUAGCGAUAGGCGGGAUCCAGCUUCUUCACCUGCCAUCAAGCCAGGAUGUUGUGUUAUGCAGCGACGGACAGCGCCUCAAAGCCCACAGGAUAUCUACUUCGAGAGCCGUGGAAAAUCCUGCAAAAAGCUACUCAAAUUCAAUGGAAAUUCAAAUAAGAUUCACCUCUACCCGGAAGAAAGUUGGGCCCGGAACGCUACAUCCUCCUACUGGACAAUAACUCCAUGUUGGUGGCAACCGAACCGCUGUACUAUCGAAGAAGUAACAGCCACACAAAAAUACUCAACAAAAGCUCAAAUGAUAUCCGCUGAAAAAGGAUCGCUCAUUAUUAUAGGCUCAUUUAAAAAGAAGGCGCGCGACCGAGACUUCAAACUCUACCUCAAUUCGAAUAUAAGCCUGGAAGACUACAAUAUGGGCUACUGUAUGACGGGUUUUGUAGAGCGACGCUGUCAACAAACUAACACUUUUCAAAUGACUCAUUUUGCCGUCAUAAAAAGGCAAUGGCCGUCCACUAAUGAAAAAUAAAAUUAUUUUUUAAAUAAUUAUAACGAGCUAAUAACAAACUAAGAAAGAAAACUUAUGGUAAAUUAUGAGAAUAAGUGAAAAUCAAAUUUUCUUCAAAAUGCUUUAGGAGGAACGAAGAAGGUCAUGAAAUGAAAGUAAUUAUUACGUCCUAAGGGGAUGGAAACUGACAGUGGCCAUCCCAAAAUAUUUAGUUAAUACUACGUGUAAGUGGUCAAAGAAUAAAAUGUAUGGCAUACAGGGUACUAACCUCACAACACAAACUCUAAAGCUUACAACACUAAUCUUCACAUAUACUUAGAAAAUACACAGAGAAAACUUCUAAAAAGGACUAAGCAAAUCAAAGAAAUCAGCUUCACUCAACUAUGGAGAAAUUCCCCCUAGAAUUCAUUAUUUCAGGAAACAUAGUAUUUGAAUAUUUUCUCAUCACGAACUUCUCCUUGUGGUUUUUUUCUUAUUUAUUGUAUUAUUCAACGUACAUGCUCGGUUUGGCUCAUAGCCAGGGAUUUGUGGUCACAUAUGCAUUAUAGUCCCCCUGUCAAGACCUUUUUUCUGAAACGUAUUAUAAUCAAGUUAACUUAGCUCCAUUUAAUCCCAAUACAGCUGCACAUGCAAAUGAAUCUAGAUACUAUUUUGAAUAACACUUGCAUAUUAUUUGGGAUCAUACAGCCAUAAUCAAAAAUAGUUCGCAACCACCCUGUAUUAAGUAUCGUAUGUAAGUACAUUUAUGAAUUCAGGAAUCCACCGCAUUAUCGUACAUUAAAUUUAUGUGUUUUAUUCAAAAACGAGUACCUGGCAUGGCGUGGCGUUCAAGAUACAUUUUUAAAGAUUCACGUACAGCUCAAGAUCCAAAAAGUAUGGCUGAGGAACAAUAGCGCUAUUGAGUUAAUCCUAAUUUAUUGAGUGCUCAUACUAGUGCCGCUGAGUCGCUUCAAGCUCUAUUACUCGAACACGUACUUCUGGGAGUUUGCAAGGAGCCAGAGUAUAUUUUUGCUGACUACGUAAGACAUCCAGGAGAUAAAGGAACAAAAGUUUCGCAGAAAGCUGCUUAUCAGAACAUUUAAACAUUUUUCUAGGCUAUAAGAAAAUGAAAAUGAAAUAUGUAUAAAUUAUGGAAUAUUGUUAUAUAGUGUGUAAUGUUCCCGCGUCCGUGUAUUUGGAUUCCUUUUUUCGAAACAAAAUUAUUGUACAUUAUUAUGAUAUAGUGCUACUUUGUAUGUAAAUGUUCCUCCUUUUGAGAAAUUACCA